This is a messenger RNA of Limanda limanda (common dab), 1032 nucleotides long. RefSeq names its product zinc finger, CCHC domain containing 9 (gene zcchc9). NCBI's taxonomy places the organism in Eukaryota, Metazoa, Chordata, Actinopteri, Pleuronectiformes, Pleuronectidae. The transcript is spliced from 6 exons. The record is from RefSeq and is a predicted model, not a curated record. Bases 48 to 836 code for a protein of 262 amino acids. Gene Ontology annotation, molecular function: zinc ion binding; nucleic acid binding.
UCCGGGAUACAACAAACACGCGGAAAUCCUCACAGGAAGGUGCAGUCAUGACGAGAUGGGCGAGAGCCAAUAACGUCCACAAGCACAAACCAGCAGAGGCCACUCCAUGGACUGAGCUUAGAGCCAGGGGACGAGGUCAGCCAAGCAGCUCUGGUGACCACCUAAGGGGGACACAGUCUGGUGGAUCCGCUGUGAAAAGACCAAACCGCAAGAAGAAGGAUUACGACAAUGAGGAUGUGAACGGAUUCAUGGAGUUUCUCCAGCAGAAGGGACAGCCACUGCCAGGAGCUGGUAAUCAAGGCAAGGAGCAGGGCCAGGAUUUCAGGGAAGAGGUAGCAAUGGCCUUGAAGAAAGACAGGAGAAGAGAGGACAGAAGGAUAAAGAGACAGACAGACAAAAAGAGCAGCAUGAUGUGUUUUAACUGCAGGAAGCCAGGUCACGGUUUGGCAGACUGUCCAGAGGCAGACGGAGACGAGGAGAUGGGCCGAGACAUCUGCUAUCGCUGCGGCUCCACUGAACAUGAAAUCCACAAAUGUAAAGCAAAAAUUGACCCGGCUCUCGGUGAUUACCCGUAUGCAAAGUGCUUCAUCUGUGGUCAGACUGGACACUUGUCGCGAUCCUGCCCAGAUAAUCCGAAGGGAAUGUAUGCACAAGGAGGCUCCUGUCGUGUUUGUGGUUCAGUGGAACAUUUUCAGAAGGACUGCCCGGAGCACCAGGCUGCAACUAACUCUGUGACGGUGGGCUGGUUGUCCAACAACAUGAGCGCAGACCAUGAGGAAGUACACCUUCCAGUGAAGAAAACCAAACCCAAACCGACUAAGGUGGUGAAGUUUUGAGCUGCUAAGAUGAUCUGUAGCUCAAGGACAGAAUUCUGACACGAGUUUCAUUCACACAAUUCAUAUAUGUAUCUCUAACCAACCCCUGUUCUGUUUUACAUCGAGUAUUUGCCUUCACACACAGUGAAGUGGUUUAGACACAUUCUAAUAUAUUUGUUUAUAGCUAAAGUCCCUUCAAUAAAAUGUUACACCCAUA